AAUAUAAUAUGUUCCAUUGUCUUGAAAAGUAAUUUUAACUCAUUUUUUCGAGGACGCGUAUUUUUUAUUUGAAGAAUUGUAGGCUUCUAUUAUUAAAUUGAAAACUUAAACUUCUUAGCAAAUACGACGAUUUAUAUAUUAUUUAUUAUUCACAUUACUUCACGCGAAAUAUUCAAUACGAAUGGCUAUUAGAGAAGUUUGGGAACAAUACAAAAAGCAACGUGAUGGUGAUCAUUUCACUGACAAUGCUUCAUUUGUUUUCGUACCAACUGCUUCUGGUGCAAGAGGUUAUGAUGCUGUUAGGCAGUUUCUUUCUACAGCAUAUGACUCUCGCAUAAUUAGUGUAAAAGAAAAAGUGAUUAUCCAAACUAUUGGAGAAAACUCUGUUGUUGAAGAAUCGGAAACUACGAUUAAUUUUAUUAGUGGCGAUGGUGCUUGGCUCGUACCAGGCGUUGAUAGUCGAUAUACGAUUGAAAAUCAAGUUGUAAUUCCUACCAUUACUUCUGCAUCAUUUGAAGGUGAUAGAAUAUCUUCCAUACGUGUAUAUUGGGAUCAAGCAUCUGCUUUGAAACAACUUAGAUUAAUUUCCGAUAAGAACUCUUGGCCUAUUGUUAGUGAUAGACAAGUUGAUGCAAUACGCGAUAUAUCAUCUGCUCAUCUCAAUCCAUUUGGUAAAACUGAUCAUUUGUCUGCUGGUAUUGGGAAAAUGAACCUUAACCAACCGGCUGGUCGUCGACCUGUUCAUACGUCUAGUCGCGUCAAUCAACCCGGCGGUACUGGCGGUAAAUCUACUAUUUUCGAUGAUAUGAGAAGUGAUGCCCAUGAGGAUAUUGUUCAACGUGGCAAGCGUCAUACUAGUCGCGUCAAUCAACCUGGAGGCACUGGUGGUAAAACAUCUUCGCUUUUUGGUGAUAGUGAUACCACUUCCGAAGAUAAUACUAACCGCAGGUUCAAUUCAAAUAAGAAUGUUUCUCAGUUCUCUAUUGGAGGCGAUGAUGAUUCGCAACAUGAUACUUCUUCCAUAACAGGAUCUUCAAGAAGACGAGGAAAAUCUCAGAUCGAAUCAUCCGUUGAAUUGGGUGACGAUGGAGGUAAUCCACCACCGCAACGUUCUUCUGUUAAACCUUCAAGUCGUAUUUUGAGACCUCCCGGUGGUGGUGGUUCUCAAUUUACUUUUGGAUAAAUGAACUCCUUUAUUUUCAUUUCAUCCUUUAAAAACAAUUUUAUUUAAAAGAAAAUUUCUAUGAAAUAAUAAAAUAAUAGACUUAUCAAUGAAUAAACUAGAAGUGAUUACUACUGUAUAUAAAUUUAGUUACAGUGCUGGCAAAAAAUGCAAAAAAAUGCGAUAAACGAGAAACCAAUGAUUAAAUUGCUUCAAAUUUUGUAGAUUUGUUGCCAAAUGUAUCACUAUUACGUAUAUAAAUUAUCAGCCUUUUAUCUUAUUUAUUUGUCUCACAAUUGAUUUUUUAAUUCAAAAAAAAAUUGUAAAAUAUUUAGUCUGAAAUUCUGAUUUAAAAUAUA
Messenger RNA from Rhizophagus irregularis DAOM 181602=DAOM 197198, 1521 nucleotides. RefSeq lists its product as uncharacterized. NCBI's taxonomy places the organism in Eukaryota, Fungi, Glomeromycota, Glomeromycetes, Glomerales, Glomeraceae. The record is from RefSeq and is a predicted model, not a curated record.